Molecule: messenger RNA, 1277 nt
Organism: Ziziphus jujuba (common jujube)
Lineage: Eukaryota; Viridiplantae; Streptophyta; Magnoliopsida; Rosales; Rhamnaceae
Product: protein CHLOROPLAST J-LIKE DOMAIN 1, chloroplastic
Exons: 10
Coding region: 175-1032 (285 amino acids)
Cellular component (GO): chloroplast membrane
Source: RefSeq, a predicted model, not a curated record
UCUCACACGUGAGAAGUUGGAAAUUCAAUCCCCAAUUUUCCAAUUCCCCCAAUUCGCCAAACCUAUCUCUUUGAGCCUCCCAAAACCCUAUUAAACCCCCCCCCUCCCAAAUUAUAAGUCACAGGGAUUCAAAGUUCCAUCUUUCUACGGAGUUUUUAAGACUUUUGAGAGAAAAUGGCUUUUGCAAUCUCAAAUGCCUUUCACCACCCUAAACUUCAUCUUCACCAUUUCAAUUACAAUUCCCAGCGUCCACUUGCGAGUUUCCCAUCACCGUUCCUCAGAUUUGCUAGAACAUUACCACGGAAUCAAAGGGUAGUUAGUGCUGCCGCAUCUGCAGCAGGAAGUUCUAACCCAGAUAGUAACUUCAAUCCAUAUGAGGUUCUUGGUGUCAACCCAAUUGAGAGUUUUGACAAAAUCAAGUUAGUCUAUACAAGAAAACUCAAGGACGCUGAGAGGAGAGGUGAUGAAGUAACUGCUGCCAGAUUGGAGAAGGCAUAUGACAAACUAAUGAUGGCACAAUUACACAAUCGGAAAAAGGGUGUCACAUUUGGUGAAAUGAAGGUCUCCAAGGACAUUAAAUAUGCUGAUAAGCAGCCGAUUGUACCAUGGGGCCCAAGAUUCACAAAGUCCUCUGUACAAGAUAUGCGUAUCAACCUGGCAAUAUCUGCUGUUUUUACAGCUUGGGUUCUUAUCAAGCGCAAUGCUGAAUAUAAACCUUUGCAAUUUCUUACUUUUGCAUUUGUAUAUCGAAUCUUUGAGAAGUUGAAAUCGUUUGAACCUCCUGUAACACCAACAUAUACAGAAGAUGGUGAAGAUCCAGGGAGGGGGCUGCGUAUGGGGAAAAGGCUACUUCGUUCUCUUGCACUAGUUUUUGGAUGCAUUGCUGUUGCUUCUCUGGCAUACACUGGUGUGUUAAAUUUGAUCGAGUUUAUGGGUAGUUUCAUUCCUGCUUCCCUUUACAAUAACCAGGAACUGUUAGUUACCACAUCAAGCGCCAUCAUGCUAUACAUUAUGGCAUCCUUCUAUCGGUGAUGAAUCUGCUCAACAAAUCUAGAGAGAAACAAGCCAAGUUAUCAUGAUGGGAUGUACUGAUUUUAAUCUCUGUGAAUCUCUUUAGCUGUCAAAGUUUUGUCAAAUGAGAUGGUGUUCUUCGGAGCUAUAAAUUUGUUUGUAAAUACUGAUUCAUCAAUACUGGAUGAUAUGUUUAGUUUUGGAGUUGCUUUGGGGCUGAUGUAGAAAGAAAACUAUAUAAAAAGAACUUUACUUAAAACUCCUCA